This is a messenger RNA of Salvelinus namaycush (lake trout), 1404 nucleotides long. Its product is annotated as neuronal acetylcholine receptor subunit beta-2-like. Gene Ontology annotation, biological process: chemical synaptic transmission; monoatomic ion transmembrane transport; nervous system process. The annotation marks the transcript as partial. Gene Ontology annotation, cellular component: neuron projection; postsynaptic membrane; synapse. Lineage: Eukaryota; Metazoa; Chordata; Actinopteri; Salmoniformes; Salmonidae. The transcript is spliced from 3 exons. The record is from RefSeq and is a predicted model, not a curated record. Gene Ontology annotation, molecular function: acetylcholine-gated monoatomic cation-selective channel activity; transmembrane signaling receptor activity.
UGGUCUGUGAUUGGUGUCCAGGAAUGGCAGGACUACCGUCUGACGUGGGUCCCUGAGGAGUUUGAUGGCAUGGAGAAGGUCAGACUGCCUUCCAAACACAUCUGGCUGCCCGACGUUGUGCUGUAUAACAAUGCUGACGGAAUGUACGAGGUCUCCUUCUACUCCAACGCGGUGGUCUCCCAUGACGGCAGUAUCUUCUGGCUGCCUCCAGCCAUCUACAAGUCAGCCUGUAAGAUCGAGGUCAAACACUUCCCCUUCGACCAGCAGAACUGCACCAUGAGGUUCCGCUCCUGGACCUACGACCGCACAGAGAUCGACCUGAUCCUGAGGUCCGACGUGGCCAGCAUGGACGACUUCACACCCAGCGGAGAGUGGGACAUCAUCGCCCUGCCGGGGCGCCGCAACGAGAACCCUGCCGACCCCACCUACGUAGACAUCACCUAUGACUUCAUCAUCCGCAGGAAACCUCUGUUCUACACCAUCAACCUCAUCAUCCCCUGUGUCCUCAUCACCUCUCUGGCUAUCUUAGUGUUCUAUCUGCCCUCUGACUGUGGAGAGAAGAUGACCCUGUGUAUCUCUGUCCUGCUGGCCCUCACUGUGUUCCUCCUGCUGAUCUCUAAGAUCGUCCCCCCCACCUCCCUGGACGUUCCUCUGGUCGGGAAGUACCUGAUGUUCACCAUGGUCCUGGUGACCUUCUCUAUUGUCACCAGUGUGUGUGUUCUCAACGUGCACCACCGCUCACCCACCACACACACCAUGCCUCCCUGGGUCAAGCUGGUUUUCCUCAACAAAUUGCCUGCGCUGCUCUUCAUGCGCCAGCCCCGGAACAGCUGCGAGCGUCAGAAGCUGCGCCAGCGACGGAGGGGCCAGGAGCAGAGGGAGGGGGGCAGGGAUGGGGGCUCCGCCGGGGGGCUGAUGGUGGGCCUAGGGCUGGGGGGCGGAGGGGGUGGCACGGAUAACAACGACCCCUGUACGUGUUACGUGAACCAGGCGUCGGUGAAACAGUUUGUAGGGGAGCUGGGAGGGGGCACGGGGGGAGGAGGGGGAGGAGGGGGGUCGAUGGAGGGGCUGAACGGGCUGAGGGAAGGCAGGGAGGGGGGGCAGGGGAACCGGCCUAGGGGGAAACAGGUAGGAGGGGGCCCAGCCCUGACCCAGGCCGUGCUAGGACAAGCCUGCCCUGGGUUGGAGGAGGCUGUCGACGGGGUCCGCUUCAUCGCCAACCACAUGAAGACUGAAGACGACGACCAGAGCGUGAGCGAGGACUGGAAGUAUGUUGCCAUGGUGAUCGACCGUCUCUUCCUGUGGAUCUUUAUAAUUGUGUGUGUGUCCGGAACGGUCGGGAUGUUCCUCCAGCCACUGUUCCAGAACUACACUGCCAAGACCAUCACCAACACCAAUGGCUGA